Molecule: messenger RNA, 444 nt
Organism: Paramecium sonneborni
Lineage: Eukaryota; Ciliophora; Oligohymenophorea; Peniculida; Parameciidae
Source: the annotation of a GenBank genome assembly
AUGAAUCAAUAUGUUUAUUUUAAUGAUUUAAAAGAAAUGCAGCACUAUGCAUUUAAAAAUCAACUUUCAUUAUAUGCUUACAAGAAAACUGUAUAUAAUUUAACGAGUUAUAUCGAAAAUCAUCCAGGUAGUGAGGCUUACAUGUUAGAUUAUGAAAAUCAGGAUGUCACACAUGUUCUAUUCAAUAAGAAGAUUCUCAAAAUUCACAGAGAAAUAAUAUAAGCACUACAAGAAUAUAUUUUUGGAUAUAUUUAGAAGCAUGACAAUUAAAUCAUCUCAUUUAAAUCCUCUAAAUCCAUUAUCGAAUAGACCAAAAAAAGAUUAAGAGAAAGCACUGUACCCUUUAAUGAAGAUAUACCAGAGGAUUGUUCUAUAACUAAAAUACCUAUACUAACUAUUCAUAAAUAAUUUCACUCCCAAAAAUCAAUUAGAAUACCUAUAUGA